CCAGAGUUACUGGUAUUCCAGUAUAAUGUCCUUUCUUUUGUAUUUUUAGAUAUUUAAUUGGUGUUUUAUGUUGCAUUAGUUUAUGACUAAUUUAAAUAAAGCCUAUUUAAGUAUUCAUUUAUUUUAAACUAAUUUUAUUUCGUCUUCAGAGAGCGCAUUCACUGUCUAUCCGACACUAAAUAAGAAGAUGAACCUAAAUAGUAAAAUAAUUUAAAGAUUGAGAGAUUGACAUUAGUUGAAUUUGAUAAGAUAUUAAUUUGUUGUUGUUACUAGCUACUUUGGAUCCACAAAACCUCUUCCUUAUUCCCCACUGAACAGUCUCUCGUAUGGCAGCAAUCGGACGUAUUUGCAUGCAGAGAAGACAAUGCUUUCUUUUCUUUUCAUCAUAAAUUACUAUGUUGUUAAGGAUGUAAACAGGACAAACACUCUUUCUAAGUUUACACUGUAAAAAAUAUUAACCUAAAAUCAGUUAUCCAAAAAUGGUAACAUCUGCAUUGACUCAGAAAUACAAUUUAACCUGAAUAUAUUUGGAAUGCUCAUACACCAAGUAUUUUUAAGGAUCAGAUUAUAAGUAUAAACCGUGCUUGCCUUCACUUUUUACAGUGUAGCAGGGAUUUUUUAUUGACAGUGGGUUUCCUUAAAUUUAGUAAAUAAAAAUAUUUAAAAAAUAUAAUUAAAUUAAAUGGAUUGUUCCCUUUUGAAAGGUAUUCUCAGUCUCCACAUUGUGCUCAGACCUCUUUAGUGUCAUCCCAUGGGAUCUUGUUAAAAAUGUAGGCUUUAAAAUGACCAUCAUGACAAUAUUACAGAAGAGCUUACCAAAGAGAAUUAAUGAUUACAAGAAUAGUACCAUUAGUUCAAUUAAUUAGACGGGCCAGCUAAAAUAUUUAAAUCUCAACGCAGCUUUGAAGAAGUAGGACAUUGCCAAAGGCUUCUUCUCCCUCCCACCGUGUCUGAUGUCUGCCAGUGAUGGUGUAAAUGAGAGAAAAAAAAAUCAUUAAGGGAAUUUGCUCAUUCAAUACACAGAGCUUUCAAUAAGUUAGUAUUACACAUAUCCUACUGUACACAGAAUAUCCAAACUGACUUUUUAUUUCUAUUAAAGUGUAUAGGAAUAGUAAAGCAGAUAAAGCAUUGUAAUGUGUUAUAUAAAACACAAACCUAGCGCUUCACACUACAGCUAACUCUACAGUUUAAACCCAAAGACCACUUUUAACCGUGGGUUAUGAAACUUUCCUUUCGAGGCGUCAAAGUGAAACAACAUGCUGCUUGAAUGUAAUGGGCUCAACAUUACCCAGAACACCAUGAUCAUGGAUUCAUCAAGUCCGGCAGAGUUCUACGAGGACAACGCUUCACUGCUGUCCUUAGACUCCAGCGUAUUCUUCAGCGAGCCCGCACUGCCGAGUGACGAUCCACUGGAUUUCUUCAUUAUAAAUGUCGGAGGCAGCCGCUAUAUCCUCUCUCAGGAACUGUUGGCCUCUCACCCAGAAACUCGCCUGGGCAAGCUGGCCCUCUCCAAUCGAGACUCUGCUUUAGACCUGUGCGACGAUGCAGAUUUCUUGGAGAACGAGUUCUUCUUUGACCGCAACUCACAGACCUUCCAGUACAUCAUGAACUUCUACAAGACAGGUCACUUACAUGUGCGAGAGGAGCUAUGCGUGAUCUCGUUCCUUCAGGAGAUCGAGUACUGGGGCAUCGAUGAGCUCCGCAUAGACAGCUGUUGCAGGGAUAAGUACUACCGCCGGAAGGAGAUGAAAGAGACGUUGGAUGUUAGUAAUGAAGCUGAGAUAAUGGACAAUGAGGAGGAGGACUUCACCGGAGCUUUGUGUCAGGACUUACGUCAGCGCCUCUGGGACCUCAUGGAGAAGCCGGAGUCCUCCAAGGCGGCCAAGACUUUUGGGACGCUGUCCAUGUUCUUUUUGGUGGUGUCCAUCGUGAACAUGGCUUUGAUUUCGCUGGACUUCACUAUACUUGGUGCACCUAUCAUCUUGGAUGUUCUUGAGUACAUUUGUAUUAUUUGGUUCACCGGUGAGCUGGUACUCAGGUUCAUGUGUGUCAGAGAUAAGUGUAAGUUCAGCAGGAGUGUGGUGAAUAUCAUUGACCUGCUGGCUAUUCUGCCCUUCUAUGUGACUCUGGCUGUGGAAAGCCUUCAUGGAGAAUCUACGGAGCUGGAGAACGUUGGACGGGUAGUUCAGGUGCUGCGGCUAAUGAGGUCACUCAGGAUGCUUAAACUUGGCCGACACUCCACAGGUCUCAAGUCUUUGGGCAUGACGAUCGCCCAGUGCUACGAGGAAGUUGGCCUCCUGAUGCUGUUCCUUUCUGUGGGCAUCUCCAUCUUCGCCACAGUGGAAUACGCCAUCGAACACGACAUGCCGGAGACCACUUUCACCAACGUGCCCAGUGCCUGGUGGUGGGCCACCACGUCCAUGACCACAGUGGGGUACGGAGACAUCCGUCCAGAUACGGCUCUAGGAAAGGUGAUGGCCUUCAUCUGCAUCCUCUCUGGCAUUCUCAUCCUUGCGCUGCCUAUUGCCAUCAUCAACGAUCGUUUCUCUGCCUGCUACUUCACGCUUAAAAUGAAGGAAGCGGCGUUGCGGCACGGAGAGGCACUGAAGCGACUGACACGCAGCUCGGCCUCGGAUAUGUCGGCGAUAGGGGUGAACCUGCGGGACGCCUACGCCAGAAGCGUGCUGGAGAUGCUGCGGCUGCAGGGGCGAGAGCGAGCCAGCACACGCAGCAGUGCAGGAGAUCUCUGGUGGUAACAGUAGGCCUGCAAGCUGCAGGAGAGAGAGAGAGAGGUUUUGUUUUAUUUUAAGGAACAGAAAACCUUUAAAGGGGUAAUAUCAUAAGGAAUCAAAAUUUUCUUGAUCUUCAUUUUGCCUCAAAUUAUAAUUUACUAAAAUCACACUCAUGUUUCUGAUGUCACGAACCUGCAAUUAAUUCCUAACUUUGCAAUCCUGUAACAAUCUAAUAAAGCUGUUGCUCAUUUUCAUACAAAUGGGGCAUUUCUUAAAGUCACGAUGUAACAGAAGUAGCGACAGAUACUGGCUGUGUCCGAAAACUUAGGCCUUACUGUUUUAUGAGGUAUUGACUUUGUAGGCAGCAUUUGCGCACAAAGGUACUUCACGAAACUGAUUUUGGACAGACUUCUGAGGCAGCAUAACAGUUUAAUGAUCUACAGCAAAAUAGAGUGAGCUUUGGUGAUAGCUAAGUGAAUAUUUAAUUACUACAAUAGUAAUUUCUUUAUAGAAAUGACAUCAGAAGUGGAAAACAUUGGUUAAAAAUGUACAUUUAAAAAAAACUGACUACCAACCGCAACUUUCAGACGCCAUCUUUAUUUUUUGCAGUAUGUAAUAUUGACAGCUAGUGGUUGAAAUGGGUUCAAAAUAUUGGAGAGAGCUGUUUGCCCCGAUCCCUCCUCAGACUUGACAGUCACACGGGUUGCCAGAUUGAGCACAUGAAACACAAACGAGCGCAAUUGACAAUGGAAGGCGACAAGCCUGACAUUGUAAGUUAAUUAACUGAUUUUUCUGCGUUUUAAUAUGCCUCUGGAUAAUGGAGCUUUUUAGCUUUUUGGAUGCCGAGGCUUUUUAGGUCGGGAAGAAUCUGUGAUCUCUGACCCAGUUCGUUUGUUGGCUUUCAUGGCUGCAAUACGCUGUAUUUUGCUGCCUGCCAUCUAUGCUGCCUUCAAAAAUCAAUCAGAUGAAGGUAUCUCAGGAGACAGGAAGUAAAGCUAACAAUGGAUUCGAAUGUGCCUUGAUGCCUUCCUUCCUUGGAAUGCAUCCUCCAAAGGCAGCAUUUUUAAGAUUUCGGACACAGCCAUUUUCUUCCACACUGUGACAUACAUCCGUGUAAAACGGAUUAUUAGGACAAAAAAAACAAUGUAUGGCAGAGACUUGAUUCUAUCCAUCAGUUGUUGAUUGGAUAAAGGCUGAUUUGAAUGUGAGCUUGCAGUCGAUUGAGAGAAAGAGGUGGGGUUUAAGUAAAAAAAAAUGUUGAAUAUAUGUGGGAUGAAUAUAACAAUAAGCUCAAUAACAUGGAUUUAGAACAUUUAUUUUUGAUGCAGACUUUAAAGACAGCAACAGUAAAAACAGACCAUUUAACAAAGGGUCAAAAAAGGUCAUACUGUUAUUAUAAAUUGUAAAAAUGUAACAAUGACUAUAAAUUGUUAUUGUAAUUUUUUUUUCUUUUUUCAAAAAACAUGACAACGAACCUCAGGCGGAAUUUAAAAAAAACAAACAAACGUAUAAUAAGACUUCUUUUAAGGUGAUGCACGUGAUUUAUGCACCACUACUGGCAAAAAAACUGAACUGCAAAAAUAAAGAAUUUACUCAAACAGGUUACCCAAACAGUGUCAUUGGUUGGACAACAGUUAGCCCCACCCCAAACCCACACCAUUGGUUGAAUCAGUGUUGCUAUGCUGCUCAAAACAACCAUAGCCAUUCUGAAAGCAGCACAAAGCCAAAGUGUUUACACGUUUUGACUGAAUCAACCUACAAAUGACUUUAAGCACAUUAAUGCACAUUGAGAAGUAUUCUAGGAGAAGUAUUUUAACAUGAAAUUACGCAUCAAAAUGAUUUUUCAAAAUUGCUACAUGUCUGUUCUGUUUAUAUUUGUGCAACUCAUUGAUUGUUUGUAAUGUAAGUAGUUUUUACUGUUCCAUCUGAAGACAUGUAAUAAAAUCUUUGUCUCAA
Messenger RNA from Ctenopharyngodon idella (grass carp), 4688 nucleotides. RefSeq names its product potassium voltage-gated channel modifier subfamily V member 1 (gene kcnv1). The coding region runs from base 1257 to 2756 and encodes 499 amino acids. The transcript is spliced from 3 exons. Gene Ontology annotation, biological process: protein homooligomerization; potassium ion transmembrane transport. Gene Ontology annotation, cellular component: voltage-gated potassium channel complex; membrane. Gene Ontology annotation, molecular function: voltage-gated potassium channel activity; protein binding. Lineage: Eukaryota; Metazoa; Chordata; Actinopteri; Cypriniformes; Xenocyprididae. The record is from RefSeq and is a predicted model, not a curated record.